Molecule: messenger RNA, 1340 nt
Organism: Triticum aestivum (bread wheat)
Lineage: Eukaryota; Viridiplantae; Streptophyta; Magnoliopsida; Poales; Poaceae
Product: peroxidase 1
Exons: 3
Coding region: 102-1160 (352 amino acids)
Biological process (GO): hydrogen peroxide catabolic process; response to oxidative stress
Molecular function (GO): heme binding; peroxidase activity
Source: RefSeq, a predicted model, not a curated record
UCAAACUGUGCCAUGUGAGCUGCAUCACGCAAGGGAUCCAGCACUAGCUAGCUCCGGGCAGAUCAGGAACACAUUGCCCCAAAGCCCCCAACGGAUUAGAGAUGGUGGCUGCCAUAGUUGCCGUGGUUGUGGCGGUUGUGUGCUUGCGGCUGCCGGCGGUGGCUCGCGGGCAGCUCCAGGUGGGCUUCUACAACACGAGCUGCCCCAACGCGGAGUCGCUGGUCCAGCAGGCCGUCGCCAGCGCCUUCGCCAACGACUCCGGCAUCGCCGCCGGCCUCAUCCGCCUCCAUUUCCAUGACUGCUUUGUCCGGGGAUGUGACGCCUCCGUGCUGCUCGUGUCCGCCAACGGCACGGCUGAGCGCGACGCGGCCCCGAACAAGCCGAGCCUCCGGGGCUUCGAGGUGAUCGACGCCGCCAAGGCCGCCGUGGAGAAGAGCUGCGCGCGCACCGUCUCCUGCGCCGACAUCGUGGCCUUCGCCGCCCGCGACAGCAUCAACCUCACCGGGCAGGCCGCGUACCAGGUCCCCUCGGGCCGGCGCGACGGCAACUUCUCCCUCGAUCAGGACGCGCUCAACAACCUGCCUCCGCCCACGUUCACGGCGCAGCAGCUCGUCGACCGCUUCGCCAACAAGACCCUCACCGCCGAGGAGAUGGUCAUCCUCUCCGGCGCCCACACCGUGGGUCGCUCCUUCUGCAGCUCCUUCCUCGCCCGCAUCUGGAACAACACCACCGCCACCGUGGACACGGGGCUGAGCCCAGCGUACGCGGCGCUGCUGCAGGCGCUGUGCCCGUCGAGUCCGAACGCGGCCACGACGACGGCGGUCGAUCCGACAACGCCCGCGGUGCUGGACAACAACUACUACAAGCUCCUGUCGCUCAACCUCGGCCUCUUCUUCUCCGACAACCAGCUGCGGACCAACGCCACGCUCAACACGUCCGUGAACAGCUUCGCGGCGAACGAAACGCUCUGGAAGCAGAAGUUCGUCGCGGCCAUGGUGAAGAUGGGGAACAUCGAGGUGCUCACCGGCACCCAGGGGGAGAUCCGGCUCAACUGCAGCGUCGUCAACAACCGGUCGUCGGUGGCAGCCCCCGAGGCUCAGAUGGCUCGCCACUACUACUCGGGAUCCACCGCCUCCAUCGAGGAGAUCGCGACCAGCUGAUGACAUUAAUUUGCCAUACGUGUGCAAUUCGUCCCACCACUCUAUUGUGUUUGCAUGCUUCGUCCCACCACUAUGUUAGGUUAAGAUCACUAAAUAUGAAUGUAUGCGUACGGUGUACACGCAUAUGUACCUCUGCUUUUCCCUACGCGUGAAUAAAACGAUGCUCUAUUUGCGCACCUU